Fusarium redolens is the source of this 4212-nucleotide messenger RNA. RefSeq lists its product as uncharacterized. Gene Ontology annotation, molecular function: proteasome binding; cysteine-type deubiquitinase activity. The transcript is spliced from 4 exons. NCBI's taxonomy places the organism in Eukaryota, Fungi, Ascomycota, Sordariomycetes, Hypocreales, Nectriaceae. Gene Ontology annotation, biological process: protein deubiquitination; regulation of proteasomal protein catabolic process; proteasome-mediated ubiquitin-dependent protein catabolic process. Bases 184 to 3993 code for a protein of 1269 amino acids. The record is from RefSeq and is a predicted model, not a curated record.
AUUUAUUCCACGGUUACCCACCUGCUAGUAGUCCAACAAGUGCCACCCCACAAUCCAUAACCUGGAAUACCAAGCACUUCCCUCUCCAACGUACGAUAUCACCUUCGACAUCACAAGUAUACGAGCAAGUUCCUCGAGAAAUAUUGCCAAUCAGACAUAGAUCAAGCAUCCAAGUAGCUCCUCAUGACGAGCCGAUACGACCUGAGCUCCGGACUGGAUCUGGACACCAGCUAUGCUUCUUUGCCCGGCACAAGUGGAAUACCUGUCACUCAAAAUUCGACGCCUCUGAAAGCCAGAAUACAAAAUCAAAACUUGGGAGGAUGUCACCCUUCGAGAUGGAUAUAUGAACUUUUGCACAAUAACUUCACUGUAUGCGAUGUCUUUGAACGAUUGGGCGAAACAGAACUCAACGUACCAUAUCCAUGGGAGCAUCCCCAUCGACUGAUGAUAAAUGGUAACCAGAGUUACUCAACCAACUCAACGCGGAUAUUAUCCUCGGUGUGCCUUGAUUGCCACUUUCAUUUCGUGUUCAAGAUGUCAUGGGACGAGCAGCACUCUCAUGAGUUGUGCAAUCCUCAGCAGGCACAGUGGCCUUUGAGUGAUGCGCGAUUCCCCUGGCAUCAUCUUGUUUGGGUUGGGCAAGAGCCACAAUCUCCGCCACUCGUUGAGAUUGACAGACAACGAAACAAGUAUUACCCACUAGUUGCUCGCGAGCCUUUUGCAUGCUCAGCCGGUCCAUGCACGUUCUCAGUCACACUGGAAAUCUCGGAGCCUCGCAUGACUCGCGAAUGGAUCGACCUAUUACUUGAUCACGAUACCAUUCGUAAGAGUGUGCGCCUUGCCAAGGAACAGGAUCCGGAACGGUACGCAGCAGCAACUGAUGACUGGGCGCUGCAAGCUCCUCUGAACCUGAACACAUAUCUUAAGAAUUUACUUGAGGCCACUUCACAAGAGAAUGCCAGGAGCAUUUCGAAGAGGAACAAGCGAUUUUUUGUACUCUUCGGGCCUCGAUGCUUUGAAAUAUUCAGACAACUCGAAUUCGAGGAAAAAGUUGAUGUAAUGGAAGAUGGAGUCGAUGGAGGGACUUUCACACCUCCGAUCCCUCCUCAGUCAGACAAUCCCUCUGGGGCUACCGAUAUAGGGACAUAUCGAGCGUACAUUGAAGAUGUGAGAUCUGAAGUUCAAUGCAUUAUACACAGAGGCGGACAGCCUGCUGAGCUUUGCACUCCUGGUCUACAUGCCGAUUUGGGAUGCGCAGAGGAACCGAACGUGGAUUCUGUCUUGGUGAAAAUUACGCGUUACGAGAUCAUGGGCGUUUUGCCAAAUCAGCCGAAGGAGGUUGUUGUCAAUGCUUACAAGAGACAGUGGGAAGUGGCUCCUGAUAAGCGAAAAGGACUCAUUGAUGCUCUUGUGAGUAUUGCUAAUGACCUUAACGACCAACAGCUCAAUGAAUACGCUGUUAUGCAAUCAUCUAUCUUCGAGAGCCAAGUCCAAAGUCAAACAAACAGUGAUGACGGCGGGUUGACAAACCAGGCUUUGCUCUUCUUCGAGCUGCAGCCUCUGAACGAAUACAAAGCACAAUCCAUAGUUCAGGCAUUCCGACGAAAGGUGGCACAAGAUCCCAGCUGUGCAAACACAGCUCGAAAUAUGUUGAUGCUGAUCUCUCAAGCAUCUACCGAUGACAACUACACGGCAGAGUUGGUGAUGGAGUAUGGGGAAGGAUUUUCUUUGCCUACGGCGAAAGAGAUUCUUGGCUUAAGUGAUGCUAGUGGCUUUGGGCCCGAUACGCUGGACAACGUCAAAGAAAAGAUUCGAAACGCCAAAGACAAAGACGCCAAGACAACUUACUUGGAGGCUAUGGAGAAGAUCGCCGAGCACACGAAUUCAACAGGUCUCAAGAGCACAGUUAGCGAGUUAAGAGAAAUGCAUGGUAUUGCAGCUCCUGAUGGAAGCAGCGCCACGGGCGUCUCAGCACAAGCUGCGAACUUUGAUCUUCCGGUCGGGCUGGAGAAUAUUGGAAAUACCUGCUACCUCAACAGCCUUUUACAAUAUCUUUUUACUGUUAAACCAGUUCGAGACGUCGUUGUCAACUAUGACAAGUUCAAGCUCGAGUUGACGGAUGAGAAAAUCAAGGAGCGAUUGCUCGGCGGUAACAAAAUGCAGCUGGAUCGUGGCGAGGCUGUCGUUGCUCAAGCUUUUGUACAGGAGCUUUCGGAUCUUUUCAACAACCUUGAAAAAUCCGACAAGGUAGCAACGCGUCCCUCUCAGAGGCUAGCCAAUGCUGUCCUUUUGUCCACCCGCACGCUUCUCAAAGAUACGAAGAGCUCUGCUGAAGCAACAACCGAGUCUCGGCCGCCGCCGCUUCCUACUCGACCGCCCCCUGGGCCCCCAGCAAAGGAAAAAGAUGAUGUAGAGAUAAUCACUGUAGCCGCUAAUGACAGCCGCGAUCCAGUUGAUACAGCUAGCACCGUCAGCUCGCAGACCCUUGUCGAAGAGGACUCUGACCGUUCUUAUGAGAAGGUGGAGACCUCUCCAACAACCACUGAAGAUCAGGUAAUUGAUACGGUGAUGGAGGUUGGACAAGAUGAGGAUGUCAUUGAAAUCAGCCGAAUAAGUGAUGGGCCUAUGGAGAUUCCCGAGGCCGUCGAAAAAGGGAAGAACGGCACAUCUCAGGAUAUUGAGUCUACCGAUGUCAACAUGCCGGAUGCUGAGGAGCCACAAACGGUCGACCAGAAGGUGCUGACUGCUCUGGAACACCAAAAAAGGUCUUCUGGCACCGACCAGCAGGAUGUAGAAGAGGUAAUGGGUAGCAUCAUCAAUCGGCUUCAAGCCGCUAUACGCCCAUCAUCCGUUGACGAGUCAAGCGGUAUUCAACUAGAAGAGAUCAUGGAAACUUUCUUCGUUACCACCAUCAAUUACACCAAGAAGUUUGAUGACAAGACUUACCAGAAGGAAAUUAGCUUCGAUCGGUCUAUCACAGCAUUCCCCGCCCCCGAAGGAUCAUGCUCACUAUACGAAGCCCUGGGCCGAAAUUUCGACCAGCAAAUUAUCGAAGAAGACAAACUUUCACGAUAUACAGCCAUCAAGACGCUGCCCCCUGUUCUGCACGUACUCAUUCAACGGUCGCAGUCUAUGGGGAGCAAGAAUGGCAACCCAGUGCAAAUUCCUGAAACAUUAUACCUCGACCGAUACAUGGAUGCCCAUCACGAGUCGUCGACUUUCAGAGAAAGAGUCAAGGGUUGGGCCACCGCCAGCCGCAUAUCUGACAUCAAAGCCUCCAAGGCUGCAGUUGAGAGCACGAUUCCAACUGGACCCAUCCUGGAGAGCUUUGGACAAGAAGAGGAAGCCAAUGGCAGUAUUGCAGCUGUCACAGAAGACAGUGAAAUGGCAGAUGGUGUGAAGAUCGUGGAAGAGGACUGGGACUUCGAUGGUACGGUCGAUGACGAUUAUCUUCUUGUCGGCCGACCUAGUGUAAACCCAGUGAUCUCGGCUGAUCUACCUUCCAAGCCAAAAGACAUCAAAGACACCGAGACCGCCAUCCGGGAGAAGAUGAAUUCUGAGCUCAGAGAGAAGGAGGAAGUCCUGGAGAACUACUACUCCAAGUUGAAGAGCAAUCCAUAUCGGCUCCAUGCAGUCAUCUGCCAUCGUGGCCAGCUGAUGUCUGGUCACUAUUGGGUAUGGAUUUACGAUUUUGAACAGGAUGUUUGGCGCAAAUACAAUGAUUCCAACGUCGAGGUCAAACGCAGCACGGAUGAAGUUUUGAACACAUUGAGCACCAGUGGAGAGCCAUACUUUCUUUGCUAUGUCCGUGAUGAAGACAAGGAGAAAUACGUCGACGUGCCUCGGCGUCGAAGACCAGCGCCACAAUCAGAUGCCCCGUUCGAAAACCUUGACGCCGAUGGAGAUACCAAAGUCACCAAUACUGAACCGCUCAAGACCUCAGAGUCUCCUCAGGAACUUCCGCCCGCAUACUCGGAGCAAAAGAGUGACUAGAAACCUCAUCCAUUGCCGGCUAGAAAAAGUCAAGCGUCCGUUCAGUCCAAACAACCAGCCCUAGCUAAAACGGGCGCGGCGGCGGCCUCUGGAUUUCAACCCCCUCGAAGCCUAGCUAAACGAUUUUCUUUGUCGGAUGAAAUCGAUCCUGGUUCUUCUACAGAAGUGGACGUGUAUGAAGUUCCGCCAUCACCUACAAAACGACCAAAGCUUGUCAAG